Messenger RNA from Aspergillus bombycis, 2262 nucleotides. RefSeq names its product putative AAA family ATPase. Gene Ontology annotation, molecular function: ATP binding; ATP hydrolysis activity. The record is from RefSeq and is a predicted model, not a curated record. The coding region runs from base 1 to 2262 and encodes 753 amino acids. Gene Ontology annotation, cellular component: cytoplasm. NCBI's taxonomy places the organism in Eukaryota, Fungi, Ascomycota, Eurotiomycetes, Eurotiales, Aspergillaceae. The transcript is spliced from 2 exons.
AUGUCGGAACCCCGCCUUUUCACGGUUCGACCGCUUUCGAAACAAGCGAGAACUGACCAUAAAGAUGCGUUUCGCGUUUAUUUAUCGUCGUCGUCGUUGGCUGCCCUUAAGCUUCGGGCUGGAGAUGCUUGUACCUUGAACUACUCUGGUGAAAGUGCGAAGACUGCAAUAGCUUGGAGCGCAACAGAAAACAUACAAACUACGGUCGUACAGACUUCAAGGACACUACAGGACUGCUACGGCGUCAAACUUGGUGAGAAGGUGUCUAUUUGCAAAAUCGAUGGGCCUUUGGGAGAGAUUGAAUCUAUCUCUUUUGUGGAAUGCUCUGAUAUCGAACGAAUGGCGAGAUAUGGCUCCCUCCCGCCAUCGGAGAGGCACCACUGGGCCUGGGCUUUGGAGUUUCCUCUUGCCAGAUGUGAUGCUCUCGCUGUCGGAUUGAUAUUUGAUUUAGAGCUUAAGGGACAACGAAGGAGCUUCAAAGUAACAACUAUGCGGGCCUUGAAUCAAACCACCCAUACCACAUUAUUGCGGUUCACUGAGAAUUCCAAAAUAUUGAUUGGCGAUGGUUCAGAUGAGGAGAAUGAAGUCCAAUGCUUUGAUAUACAAGUACAGUCAUCUGGUCUGGGUGGAGUGGGCCGCCAGAUUGAUAGUAUUAAUGAGAGCCUGGCUGAUUUCAACAUGGGCUCAGGGAUUGUGGCAAUGCCUUCUUUCUAUGAGCAUACUCGGGGAUUUCUCCUUUACGGGCCAAAGGGGACAGGGAAAACAGCCCUUCUUCGUCAAAUACAAGCCGCCGGUUGGCGGAAAGCAUUCAAUAUCGGGUCUUCCACAUUCGGCAGGAAUAUUGGCGAUGGCGAAGCUAAGCUCCGCAAUCUGUUUCAAGAUGCAAUUCGUUGCCAGCCGAGUGUUGUGGUCAUCGACCAACUGGACUUCAUUGCUCCCAAACGGACAUCGUUGGAUUCUCAGUCUUUGACAUCUGUUCUUUGUGAAUGUUUGGAUCUUGCAAGAGGUGCUAUGGUUCUUGUUGUAGCUGCAACUCGACAUCCCAACGAAGUUGAUGAUGCUUUGAGGACUCCACAUCGAUUGGCGACUGAGAUUGAACUGCAUGUCCCUACAGCCUAUGAUCGUGCCGAAAUCCUGCGCGCUAUAUGCGGAUAUCAAUCUCCUGUACUGAGUGACAGGCUCAUAGAUAUGAUGGCGGAGAAGACUCAUGGCUAUGUUGGGGCCGACUUGUUUGCUUUACUUCAGCUCGUGUGUCGCAAGGCGCGUCAGAGACAGAUUAACAAAGCUGACUCGAAUAGUUGGCCUUUCCACCAAGCGUCUAUGUUUACCAGCGACUCCAGGGAUGACUUAGCCACCAAGGAAACUGUGCCUUUGGAAGUCCAAGAGGCCGACGUAUUAACGGCUUUACAGGAAACCCGUCCAACUGCGAUGCGGGAAGUAUUUCUAGAGACACCAAAAGUGAGAUGGUCGGACAUUGGUGGGCAGCAUGAUAUCAAACGGCGUCUUCAGAAGGCCGUUGAGAGGCCUUUGAAACAUCCUGAACGAAUGAGGAGGCUCAAUGUAAACAGUAAGAAAGGCAUUCUGCUGUAUGGGCCACCGGGUUGCUCCAAGACCUUGACUGUCAAAGCACUUGCUACCGAAGCGGGCCUGAAUUUCAUGGCCGUAAAAGGUGCUGAAAUUCUAAGUAUGUAUGUUGGGGAGUCGGAACGGGCUCUACGCGAUAUUUUUCGAAAGGCACGAUCUGCGAGGCCUAGUAUUAUCUUCUUUGAUGAAAUCGAUGCAAUUGCCUCAAAGCGCAGUAGUACGUCCCAAGGGGGUGUCAAUGUGCUCACAACUUUAUUGAACGAAAUGGAUGGAAUUGAGGAGUUGAAGAGUGUCUUGGUCGUCGCCGCGACAAAUAAACCAGAGGUAAUUGACCCGGCUUUGAUGCGCCCAGGCCGUUUGGACAAUAUCCUUUACAUUGGACCCCCGGACUUUGAGGCGCGGAAAGAGAUAUUGAAUAUUUGGUGUCGUAAAUCUGUUGUUCAUCCCAAUGUAAGUUUGGAAGAACUGGCCUGGAAGACUGAAGGCUACUCAGGAGCGGAAAUUGUGAGUAUUUGCGAGACUGCCGGAGAUGCCGCAUUGGACGAGGAAGAGGAGACUGGUCAAGCACAAGAUAUUCGGUGGGAGCACUUCGAAAUCGCGCUCAAACAAGUCAAGCGGCAGAUCACGGACAGUGUUAUCCAGCAAUACGAGCAAUGGGGGGAUUCAAUUGAUAUUUAG